AACACAUCGUCGGUGGCUUUCACCUCCAACAGAAUGAGACAAGAGGUCGUCUUGUAGAGUACGCGCCCAUUGCCCAUUCAGCCUACGGCGCACGCGGCCGAAAAACGAACACCAAUUUUGAAUUACGAAAACUUUAAAUUAAAAAAGGAACUCAAAAAUAAAUUUACUUUUUUAUUACAAACAGCCAGUGUUUCAAGUGACGUUUUGGACGAUGAUAAUUUAAUUGGCUAAAUUCUUAUCGAUUAGCAUUUUGAAUUAUCGACUACCAUGAUGGCUUCCCGUUGCCUGAAGUCGCUGGUGAUCCUUGCACUGGCUGUCAUCUGCCACAACGGACAUGCUGCGGAGAACGACAACCAACUCACCACACCGGAGUACAUCCUACCCUGCAGCCAGUCAGACCCUCAGCUGGACAACUGCAUCAAGCGCUCUUUCAACCACCUGCGGCCGUACCUUGCGCGGGGGCUGCCUGACCUGGGCGUGCCUCCUGUGGAGCCCCUGCUGAUCGACAGGCUCGUGAUGGAGAAUGACGCCGGGCCUGUACGCGUCACCGCCGCCUUCAGCAAUAUCACUGUUGUGGGGCCCAGUAACUACACUAUCACUAAAAUUCGGUCAGACCUGAAGAAGCUGCGCAUAGACAUGGGUCUGGUGCUCCCGCGCAUCGAGAUCACGGGCCGCUACGAGGUGUCGGGGCAGGUGCUGCUUUUCCCUGUGCGCUCACAGGGCAACUUCUGGGCUGCGUUCUCCGACGUGGCGGCGAUCGCAAAGAUCUUCGGCAAGCAGCUGGAGCGAGAGAACGUGAAGUAUAUGGCGGCUGACCGGCUGCUCGUUGACUUCAAGCUCAAGAACGCCCGAUUCAAGGUGCGCGACACAGUCAACCACGGCUCUGUCAUUGGAGAAGCCAUGAACCAGUUCCUGAACAACAACGCUCAUGAAAUCAUCGAGGAGAUGAGACCUGCAGCUUCUGUCUCCAUCGCUAAACACUUCCAGUCAUUCCUCAACGCCGCUUUCACCAAGAUUCCCAUGGACGUGUGGCUCAAACCCUGAGCGGUUGGUGCUGACAGCUGGCAUUGUGACGUCAUGAAUUGUGACGUCGUGCUGCAAGUCAUGUGCUGUCACGUCAUGGCUGAGAGUGCGUCAUGAUAGAACUUUAUUGAAGUGUGAUGUGAAGUUAAUGUGAGUAGGAUUUACUUUGCUGUGUUAAUUGAUUCAGUGUUUUAUUUUAAAUAUCGUUCAGGAUAUUUCAAAGUUAGCUUGGAAGACAACUCGUAGCCAUAAUAAGAAUUGAAAUAUUUAUCUUCUUACAUAAAUAAAUGUAUGAUAAUGUAAUGAUUUAAAAGUCCAAAUUAUAAUGAUGCAGAUUUAGUCCUAGCCCUGUUAUUUGUCAAACACGAAAUUUACUUAUCCAAUUGUUAAUCCGAUAAGUAAUAUCCAUAUUCUAUUUACUUAAGCUUAAACGUAGGUAGCUAGGUAUAUAAAAAGUACAGUAGUUAACUAAAUAUUGCAAAUAAAGAUGCAAGUACACAAAUAUAAUAUUUGUAUUUGGUCGAGUGAGGGGAAGCCUGCCCUGUGCCCAACAGUGGGACGUAUACUGGCUGUUUAUUUUAUGUUAUAUAUGUAACUGAAAUCACCAGUUUCAAAUCUGUUUAGACGUUCAACUGAAUAUUGACUGUAUUUAAAAGUAUUUUUACUUUUGAACACAUGUGGUUGUUCUUAAUUAAACCUACUUUUAAAUGUACGUGGAUUGUAACAUUGUAAAGACGACAAUUUCUAAUGUGUAUUUUCUACAUUUGUACUUUCUUUUUUGUAAGUACAAUUUUUAUUCAAAAUGAUAACAGUACUUACCUAUCAUGUAUUGAUUAGGUACGAUCUGUACAAAAUAUCAAACAAAUUAAUAGCAAUUAAUGUAUACUUUAAUUAUGCUACUUACUUAAGUUAAGCUUUAUUUAUUUAAGUAACCAAAUAAGUUAGGACUUGGAGUUAUAAAAUAUAAUAGUUUUAAAUACGUUUUCAUAAACGAUGUAUGUGAUUGUGAUUUAACAUGUGAUGUGAGGUAAUUAAAUAAAAAAAGAGA
This is a messenger RNA of Pectinophora gossypiella (pink bollworm), 2071 nucleotides long. Its product is annotated as protein takeout-like. The coding region runs from base 268 to 1044 and encodes 258 amino acids. The transcript is spliced from 5 exons. NCBI's taxonomy places the organism in Eukaryota, Metazoa, Arthropoda, Insecta, Lepidoptera, Gelechiidae. The record is from RefSeq and is a predicted model, not a curated record.